AUGUCGAACCAGUCUUUCAACCGUCAGUUCCCAGCUAUUGAUACCCUCAAUACUGAAGGGGCCAAGCAGCGGCAUAACGCAACUCUGCAAGGCACCAUUGUCGGCCUCUACACCCUCAUCGGCACGUUCGGCGCUUUACUUUGCACCUUUGGAGGUGACAAGAUAGGGAGGCGAUGGACCACUUGGUUCGCCUGUUUGUUCAACGCGCUGGGCGCCAUCAUAAGUGCAUCGUCCUUUACCCUCGCCCAGUUUGCCAUUGGUCGUGCGGUCCUGGGUUUCGGGUCUGGAGGCAUCAUCGCCACCGUGAGUGUGUGGCAGUCGGAGCUCUCAAAGGCUAGCAGCCGAGGGUCGCACGUGUCGGCGUUUGGCAUCUUCAGCAGCUUGGGCCUAAUCUCGUCCCUCUGGAUCGACUAUGGCUGCUUCUUCAUUAAGUCGUCCGCGUCGUGGAGGAUACCGCUCGCCUUCCCGGUCCUGUUUGCUGCGAUCAGUAUGUCAACCAUCUUCCUCAUACCGGAGUCGCCGCGCUGGCUGACCAAGAUGGGGAAAACCACCGAGGCGCGAGAGAUCCUACACCGGUUGCACAACAGCGACGAGGUCGUGGAAAUGGAGAUGCAAAACAUCAACGCGUCGCUCGACCUGUCUGGCCACACGACUAUCAAGAGUGUCUUCACCAUGGGAAGGCAGCGCACCUUCCAUCGCGUCGUGAUUGGCAUGAUGGUUCAGAUGAUGUUGCAGCUCACAGGUAUCAAUGGCAUCUCAUACUACGUUGACACCCUGUACACCCAGCAGCUCGGGUUCAGCACCCAGAUGUCCUCGCUACUCGGUGCCAGCUCACAGUUCGCCAUGCUACUCGGCGCACUGAUUUGCGCCUUUGCCGUCGACCGCUACGGCCGCCGGACCCUGCUCAUUAUCAGCGCCGGCGGGCAGAGUAUCUGCUUCAUUCUUGCCGCCGCCUUGAUCUCUCAUCCGAACAACAAGCCCGCGUUGGAUGCCGCCGUCUUCGUGCUCUUUCUCUACUAUGUCAUCUACACGGUUGGAUAUUUGGGGAUACCCUUCCUCUACGCGUCCGAAAUUGCGCCCAGCAAGGAGCGCAUGGCGGUGGCUGGCAUUGCCACUGCAACCUCGUGGAUUUUCAACUUCUUAGUCGUCGAGGUCACUCCUGUCGCCUUCACCAGCAUCCACUGGCGCUACUUCAUCGUCUAUGCCGUGCUAAAUGCCUUGUGGGUACCUAUCGUCUACUUCUUCUUCCCCGAGACCAGCAACCGGUCGCUCGAGGAGAUUGACCAAAUAUUUGCCGCCUCAAAAAGCAUCUUCGACCCACCUCGAGUCGCCAAACGCCUACCACGCAUGGACCUAGGCCAAUUUGCCAGUACUGAACUCAAGGAUACUCCGGUGGCCGAGGAACAGGAAUCAGUACUGAAAAGCGAGGGUUAA
Molecule: messenger RNA, 1434 nt
Organism: Exophiala oligosperma
Lineage: Eukaryota; Fungi; Ascomycota; Eurotiomycetes; Chaetothyriales; Herpotrichiellaceae
Exons: 2
Coding region: 1-1434 (477 amino acids)
Biological process (GO): transmembrane transport; carbohydrate transport
Cellular component (GO): membrane
Molecular function (GO): carbohydrate:proton symporter activity
Source: RefSeq, a predicted model, not a curated record